Molecule: messenger RNA, 1041 nt
Organism: Paramuricea clavata
Lineage: Eukaryota; Metazoa; Cnidaria; Anthozoa; Malacalcyonacea; Plexauridae
Source: the annotation of a GenBank genome assembly
AUGGAUUCUGUGGUGAACAAGUACGUACGUAAAUGGCUUGAAAUACCUAUAUCAGGAACUCUAUCUAACGUCUACCUUACCAGUAACAAGUUUGGUCUAAAUAUCUACCCGCCGUCAAUUAAGUUUGCUCAGUGCCAAACAGUUGCUCGUAACGCCUUAAAGACCUCUCCAAAUCAUUCCAUAAAAGACCUCUGGAAAACAACAUCUGAAAGCAAAAACAUUCAGUACGACGUUUACACCUCGACAAAGGAAGUCCUUAAAACUUUUACGUCCGGACAAGAAGACAAACUGCAGAAUCAUCUGAUUUUGCAAGGCUCCUUCUUCUCAAAUGUCAUUACGUUUUCACUGUCGAAAUUAAACGGCAUAUGGUCUAAAUCACAAUCAAACCUCCCAAAGAACAUCUAUAACUUCACCAUUCGUUACAUCAAUAACUCACUUCCAACUCGUAAAAACCUUACUAAAUGGGGAAUAUUGUCCAACUCUGAUUGCUCCUUCGGCUUAAACCCUGAAACCCUUUUACACGUAGUUGCUGGAUGUCAAACGUAUCUCCCACGAUUUACAUGGAGACAUGAUUCUGUUCUGAACUUCAUAGCACAAACGCUACAACCUGUAAACAACUCCAAUCUUUUCGUCGAUCUUCCUGGUUACAAAAGCCCAUCAAUUGUAACUGGUGACACAUUCCGCCCAGACCUACUUCUAUCUAUCAACUUGGAUUGUCUCUAUAUCCUUGAACUUUCUGUUGGUUAUGAGUCUAAUCUACAAACAAAUGUUGAUCGGAAAAGAAGAAGAUACAAAGAUCUCAUUACACAGCAAAAGAAACAAUUUAAGUCCGUAAAAUUUGUCAAUUUGUCAAUUAGUUCUUUAGGCGUCUUCUCAAAAGAAUGUCAUUCCUUUUUAGAUAUGUUAAAUGAUCUAGGUCUUGAUAAAAGACACCAACAUUUUGCUAUCAGGAAAAUUAUGUCUAUCGCGAUUAGGACAACAUAUUAUAUAUUUUGUUGCAGAGAUAAGGACUGGUCAAAUCCGGAAUUACUGAACAUUUAA